This is a messenger RNA of Pterocles gutturalis (yellow-throated sandgrouse), 1980 nucleotides long. Its product is annotated as cytoplasmic dynein 1 heavy chain 1-like. NCBI's taxonomy places the organism in Eukaryota, Metazoa, Chordata, Aves, Pterocliformes, Pteroclidae. Gene Ontology annotation, cellular component: dynein complex. Gene Ontology annotation, molecular function: minus-end-directed microtubule motor activity; dynein intermediate chain binding; dynein light intermediate chain binding. Gene Ontology annotation, biological process: microtubule-based movement. The record is from RefSeq and is a predicted model, not a curated record. The annotation marks the transcript as partial. The transcript has 12 exons.
GUUCUGCUGAAGGGUUUAACCAAGCAGAUAAAGCAAUAAACACAGCAGUGAAGUCUGGAAGAUGGGUAAUGCUGAAGAACGUUCACCUGGCUCCUGGCUGGCUCAUGCAACUAGAAAAGAAGCUACAUUCCCUACAACCCCAUGCUUGCUUCAGACUCUUCCUUACCAUGGAGAUUAAUCCAAAGGUGCCAGUGAAUUUGUUACGUGCCGGCAGAAUCUUCGUGUUUGAACCUCCUCCUGGUGUAAAGGCAAACAUGCUGAGGACUUUCAGUAGCAUUCCAGUUUCUAGAAUGUGCAAGUCUCCAAAUGAGCGUGCUCGUUUGUAUUUUCUCCUUGCCUGGUUCCAUGCCAUUAUCCAAGAGCGCUUGCGCUAUGCUCCAUUGGGUUGGUCCAAGAAGUAUGAAUUUGGAGAAUCCGAUCUGAGAUCCGCCUGUGACACAGUAGAUACAUGGUUGGAUGACACAGCAAAGGGCCGCCAAAACAUUUCACCUGAUAAAAUCCCCUGGUCUGCAUUGAAGACACUGAUGGCACAAUCUAUCUAUGGAGGUCGCAUUGAUAAUGAAUUUGAUCAACGUUUGUUAAACACUUUCUUGGAACGUCUGUUCACUACUUUAAGUUUUGAUAGUGAGUUCAAACUGGCUUGCAAGGUUGAUGGACACAAAGAUAUUCAGAUGCCAGAUGGAAUCAGGCGUGAAGAAUUUGUUCAGUGGGUUGAGAUGCUGCCAGAUACACAAACACCAUCAUGGCUGGGCCUUCCAAAUAAUGCAGAGAAAGUUCUUCUCACUACACAAGGCAUAGAUAUGAUCAGUAAAAUGCUGAAAAUGCAGAUGCUGGAGGAUGAGGAUGAUCUGGCUUACGCAGAAACUGAGAAGAAGACAAGAACUGAUUCUACAUCAGAUGGUCGCCCAGCCUGGAUGAGAACACUGCAUACCACAGCCUCUAACUGGCUUCACCUUAUCCCACAAACUCUCAACCAUUUGAAGCGGACUGUGGAAAACAUUAAGGAUCCUUUGUUCCGCUUCUUUGAGAGAGAGGUGAAAAUGGGAGCUAAGCUUCUUCAGGAUGUUCGUCAGGACCUUGCAGAUGUGGUUCAAGUGUGUGAAGGAAAAAAGAAACAAACCAACUAUUUGCGUACACUUAUAAAUGAACUGGUGAAAGGUAUUUUGCCUCGUAGUUGGUCUCAUUACACAGUGCCAGCUGGUAUGACUGUUAUUCAGUGGGUGUCUGACUUCAGUGAGCGCAUUAAACAACUGCAGAAUAUUUCCCAGGCAGCUGCUUCUGGUGGAGCAAAAGAACUAAAGAACAUCCACGUGUGUCUUGGUGGCUUGUUUGUACCAGAGGCAUAUAUUACUGCUACAAGACAAUAUGUUGCUCAAGCAAACAGUUGGUCACUUGAAGAACUCUGUCUUGAGGUCAAUGUUACAACUACACAGAAUGCAGUACUGGAUGCAUGCAGUUUUGGAGUCACAGGCCUGAAGCUUCAGGGAGCUACAUGCAGUAACAACAAGCUGUCGCUUUCAAAUGCUAUUUCAACUGUACUGCCCAUUACACAGCUUCGCUGGAUCAAGCAGACAAAUGCUGAUAAAAAAGCAAAUGUUGUUACUUUACCAGUUUAUCUGAACUUCACUCGUGCUGAUCUGAUUUUCACGGUUGACUUUGAAAUAGCUACCAAGGAAGACCCCCGUAGCUUCUAUGAACGUGGUGUUGCAGUUCUCUGCACUGAGUGAAAAAUCCUUGUUUUGACUGGUAUUGCUGUAGUAAUUGUCAGUCUUCUCCGUAGUAUUCACCCCUACUUUUGUAACCUGGUUAGAUUAGGUUGUCAGAUGGAUUUCUGUUAAGUUGACUAGAAAGAAGGGGAGCAGUGCAUUGGAAAGCUGAUAGGCUAGAUUUCUUCGAAGGAAACUUGGAUGACUUUUUAGAUGGUUAUUGAUAGAUGUGAUAUUUGAUGGAUCAUGUUAUACACAAUAAAGUUUAUAGCAA